Gadus chalcogrammus (walleye pollock) is the source of this 2581-nucleotide messenger RNA. RefSeq lists its product as uncharacterized. Gene Ontology annotation, biological process: response to bacterium. Bases 175 to 1281 code for a protein of 368 amino acids. The record is from RefSeq and is a predicted model, not a curated record. Lineage: Eukaryota; Metazoa; Chordata; Actinopteri; Gadiformes; Gadidae. The transcript is spliced from 5 exons.
UGAGAGAAGACAUCUCUGGUUCAGCACCAUAACGGGACAAUGAUGGCAAUAUUUUUUGCAACGACGAUCUUGAGUACAGCUUGUAAGUACAUUUCUCUACAACUUAAAAUUGACUUUCAUGAAGUGUAAUCAUGAGCCAUUUUGCGAAGGUCUGUUUGAAUAGUACAGGGGAGCAUGUAUGUGUGGAUGUAUAUGAGUAUGAAUGUAUGUAUUUUUGUUAAAUUCCCUCUAAAAUUUGAAUCAAUGCUUCGUUUUUUCCUAUUUUCAGUGCUAAGUCAAACCCAAGAAAAUCCUCAAUCGCUCUCUUUGACCAAAGCAGAUAUCGGAGAUACUGUUUCUCUACAUUGUGCAUCUUUGAAUGGUACAAGUAAAGUGUUAUACUGGUAUAAGCAAUCUCUUGGAUAUAUUCCCCAAGUGGUUGCCAGUGCAAUUUAUGGCACUCCAACGAUAUAUCCGCAAUACAAAUUAAGGGUUACACUGGUAAAAGGAAAGUUGACUGUGAGAGAUGUAAAGAAAGAGGACGAGGCAAACUAUUUCUGUCAGCAAGGAAUUGAUGAAAACAAGAAUUGGAACAACGGCACAUUUCUGUCUGUGAACGAUGGAAAUGAGCAGAAAUUAGAGUACCAGACUUUGGUCCAACAGUUGGCACCAGCUCAGCUGGGAGACCCUGUGGCUCUCCAGUGCUCUGUUAUCUCCCAGAGGACGGACCACAGUAACCAGUGCCAAGGGGAACCCAGUGUGUACUGGUUCAGAUCAGGACCAUCUCACCCUGCUGCCAUUUACAUGAAUGGGAACAGGAGUGGUGAAUGUCAGAAUAGUUCUGGGCCUCCGUCUGCUCCACAGAGCUGUCUCUACACUCUCCCCAAGAACAAUGCAGACUCCUCUGAUGGGACUUACUACUGUGCUCUGGCAGCAUGUGGGGAAGUUGUGUCUGGCAAUGAAUCCAAGCUGGACACUAAAGCACAAAACUCGCUUCCAGUUAACAUGAUACUUGGAAUACUGUUGGGUUCCUGUCUGGGUGUGAUUAUAAUCCUCAUUCUAACCAGAAAUGAAAUGCAAGUUUGUGAGCAGUGCAAAGGGACACGGAGGUCCGCGGAUGUUGCACAUGACUUAGUGAUUCAGGGACCACAGGACGGGGAAACCGAUUCCUUGAACUACGCAGCGUUGGAGUUCUCUGGCAGGAAAACCAAAGGAGGGAAGAAGAACGCUGAAAGGAAUCAGGAGAGUGUGUAUUCUGCUGUGAGAUAUUCUGCUACUGAAGUCUGCCACGGCCAAAUAUAGUUUAUAUUCCUCUAUAUUGUGUUCCUGGUUGUAUGCAGUAGGUGCUCUCUGUAGUCUAUGGACUGAUUCGCUUAAGGAACACUUACCCUCCGAUCGAGAGUUGUAUUUGUGCCGAGUUAAGUUCAAGUACACGACCAUCAUUCAAAUGUCAAUUUACAUGACGCGAGUUAACCUUUACAAGAAAAUAAUUGAUUCAUGCUAGUAUCAAUAAUCAUGAGACCAAUCUCUCCAUAGUGACCUUGUUCAUUUUACUUAUAUCAUUUCCCAACGAUUAUCAUAUGUGCUUAAUUGAUAAGUGGCAGACAAGACAGCAUUGAUUGUGUCCGAAUUGUUGGUGUUGUUCCUCUGUAUGCAUUUUAUAAGGAUGAUCAUUAAAAUCAUGAAUUACUAUUGAUGACUUCAAAAAAAGUUAAUUAAAGUCAACAUUUUCGCUGUUCAUUGACCUAAAAAUCCCCUUUUGGUUUCAGUCAAUGAUGGAAAAUGUAAAUUUCAUGGUUGGUUUCCGGCCCGUCAGCAGCACAUCCUGUUGAUACUGCGAGUCAGGUCUGGUCAGGUUGGUGGUGUGUGUAGAACAGGGACACGGCCACCCGCAGCCCUCGCUUCUCUGCUGCUCGGGGCCUCGCUCUGCUUCAAACCCAGUGGUAAAAGAAAUAGCAAGAGAGGAAGUGACACUAAUAGGGUUUUAUCUUUAACUCUUAAAAAAAAGGAUAGGCCUACAGAUAUUACAAGGGAAUCAAGUGACUUUUUCUGUUCAGAUACACAAAUAUAGCCGUUUAUGUUCAGUCACUGAUGGGAAACGUAUGUCCACGACAGUGUUCUCUGAAGAACCUCUGCAGCACAUCCUGUUGAUCUUUUCAUGCUCACGAGUUUUUGCGGUGUGGGUAAAACAAGAGACAAGGCCAGCCACAGCCCUAAACUCUCAUCUGCUGCUUGAGGCCUCUCUCUCUGUUUCCAUCUCAGAGGUAAAAGAAAUUGCAAGAAAGGAAGUGACCCGAAAAGUUGUGGUUCUAUCUAAGACGGACGAGGAUACUCAAUAUUCAUUCAGGUUGGAUCAUACGGCUUCAUUAUUAACACGUUCAGCCUAACAGUGGCCAACAUUGUAAAAAGGUCACAACCGGUAUUGCAACAAAUAAUAGAAUGACUCCCUGAGAAGGGGUUACCCUGAACACAACAUGUCUCCCCCGCCCCGAUCCCCUUAGAAAGUUCAAGGGUGGAAUGAAGUGUCAAAGUCCUGAAGGAGCCCAGCUGAUGGGGCAAACGGUUAGCAGGAGGGGCAAACGGUUAGCAUGAGGGGCAAACG